This is a messenger RNA of Phytomonas sp. EM1, 1080 nucleotides long. The record is from the annotation of a GenBank genome assembly. NCBI's taxonomy places the organism in Eukaryota, Euglenozoa, Kinetoplastea, Trypanosomatida, Trypanosomatidae.
AUGGGGGCGCGUCUGCUGCACCGCCCUCCCCCAGUGUCGCUCCCCGACGGCGUCUUCGAGUCGCGCGUGCGGGAGUUCGAAGGGCUCGCCUUUUCGGAGAUGAAGCGAUGGAUGAAUGGAAGUUGUGAGUCGAUGCGGCAAAUUGAGGCUCAGUUUUCCUCCUUUAAGAUCCAAGCCAUUGACGCUCACGUCGGGGAAGAAGAAAAAGAAGGCGGGCAAAUUGCCGGGGUUACCACUCCUCUCCGCCUUGUCGUUCGUGAGCUCGAUUGGCGGGUGUGGGGGUUCGAUGGGAGGGAUCACCUCCGCAUGGGGGAUCUCGGGGAGCCCAUCGGCCUCGCGGAAACCCCCCUUUCCGCGGGCGAAGACGCCCCCCUCCCGUUUCCGCGCGAUCUCUGGCAGGGGAUGCAAGUCUAUGUAGUGAAUUUCACCACCGCCACAAAGGGUUCUCGCGAGCUGCGUUGGUUUUACCCGUUUCUGUGCUUCAGUCGCUUCACGGUAGGGUACCCACGGGGCGGGGGGGAGGUUACGAUUUACGGCCCGCUUUUCCUCCAGCAGCUCUUUCUCGCCGUGGCGGGGUAUCGACGGGGUGGGGUGGGGUAUCGAACCCUCGCGCGCCGCGCUGGGAUGGAGGAGGGGUGGCUGCGGGAGAUCCUUCGCCCCUGCGUGAGGCGGGAUCGCCUGUUGGAGGAGUUCACCCUUAAAGAAACCGGGGAGGAGGGGGUGCGGAUGAAUUACGACUUUUGCCCAGUGGAGGAGGCAGGGAAGGGUGAGGGAGGGGUGGAGUUUUCUUAUGACAUUCCCCCUCCUCGCGUGUCCGCUGCCUCGGCGAUGAGCACGCGCAGGGGGGCGCCCCCGGAGUCGUGGGUGAGCGUCACCAGGGGGGUGGUGGUUCUCAUUAUGAAGGAAAUACGGGAGGCCUCUUCUGAGGACCUCCUAAGGCUUGCCAAGGGUCGCCUUUCCAAACACUUUGAACUCAACCGUAUGAUGUUCAAAAACGUGGUGGAGUCUCUGAUUGAGAACGAGAUAUUGGUCCGCAACAUGAGUGGGGCGAACGAGAUUGUCUUCCGGUACGCCGCGUAG